Messenger RNA from Arabidopsis lyrata subsp. lyrata, 1613 nucleotides. RefSeq names its product ureide permease 1. Gene Ontology annotation, molecular function: uracil:monoatomic cation symporter activity; allantoin:proton symporter activity. The record is from RefSeq and is a predicted model, not a curated record. Gene Ontology annotation, biological process: nitrogen compound transport. Gene Ontology annotation, cellular component: membrane. The transcript is spliced from 7 exons. Lineage: Eukaryota; Viridiplantae; Streptophyta; Magnoliopsida; Brassicales; Brassicaceae. The coding region runs from base 205 to 1377 and encodes 390 amino acids.
GAAAAAGAUAUCUAGGAAGGUGUCAUAUCUCAUGGAAUCCGAAUCUGCCAAUAAUAUGAGAGCGACUAGCAAUUAUUCUGAAUCUCCCCAAAGGGAAGAAUCAAAAGUUGUUCUGUCUCUGUUCUUGAUUGUCUGUUCUUCGUUAGAGUUAGAACAGAAGCUUCCAAAAGCUGUUUUUCAUGAUUUUAUAAGAGAGAUAGAGAGAUGUAUAUGAUUGAGAGCAAGGGAGGGGCAAUUGCCUGUAUGCUCUUGGCUCUGCUCUUCUUAGGGACAUGGCCAGCAAUCAUGACAUUAACCGAAAGACGUGGUCGACUUCCUCAACACACUUAUCUUGACUAUACACUCACAAAUCUGUUAGCUGCAGUGAUCAUUGCGUUGACACUAGGCGAAAUAGGUCCAAGCAGACCAAAUUUCUUUACUCAGCUUUCUCAAGAUAAUUGGCAGUCAGUUAUGUUUGCAAUGGCUGGAGGAAUUGUUCUUAGCCUUGGAAACUUAGCAACACAAUAUGCUUGGGCUUAUGUUGGUUUAUCAGUUACUGAAGUCAUCGCAGCUAGUAUCACCGUUGUUAUCGGCACAACUUUGAACUAUUUCUUGGAUGAUAGAAUCAACAGAGCUGAGGUCCUUUUCCCGGGCGUCGCUUGUUUCUUGAUCGCUGUUUGCUUCGGCUCUGCUGUUCAUAAAUCAAAUGCAGCUGAUAACAAAUCCAAAUUCCAAGAUUUCAAAAGUUUAGAGACUGCGUCUUCCUUUGAAAUGGAAACAGUUUCUGCAAAUAACGGGUUAGCGAAAGGGAAAGCGAAAGAAGGGACUGCGGCGUUUCUCAUAGAGCUUGAGAAACAAAGAGCUAUAAAGGUCUUUGGGAAAAGCACAAUAAUCGGAUUGGCGAUAACUUUCUUUGCCGGUAUUUGCUUUUCUCUGUUCUCACCUGCAUUUAACUUAGCGACAAACGAUCAAUGGCACACUUUGGAACAUGGAGUUCCAAAACUCAAUGUGUACACCGCCUUCUUCUACUUCUCCAUCUCUGCGUUUGUGGUUGCUCUGAUACUUAACAUCAGAUUUCUCUAUUGGCCUAUACUUGGUCUCCCAAGAUCUUCUUUCAAGGAUUAUCUAAAUGACUGGAACGGUCGAGGAUGGUCUUUCUUGGCUGGAUUUUUAUGUGGGUUUGGGAAUGGUCUUCAGUUCAUGGGCGGCCAAGCCGCAGGCUAUGCAGCUGCAGACGCUGUUCAGGCACUUCCACUUGUGAGUACAUUUUGGGGGAUAUUGUUGUUUGGAGAAUACAGAAGAUCAUCAAGAAAAACAUAUACAUUUCUCAUCAGUAUGCUUCUUAUGUUCAUAGUCGCUGUCGCGGUUCUUAUGGCCUCCUCGGGACAUAGAAAAUGACUUGAAAAUGAAAUUCAUAGAAACGUCUACAAGUUAAACUGCUAAAAGGAUCACUGAAGGAAGAAUUACUUCACUAAUGACUGCAACAUGUUCAAGUCUUUGUUUAUAUUUUAACCAAAGUGUUUUUCUUUGUUGGUUUCAGUCUCACGGCUUUGCUAACAACAAUUGGUUGUAUUGUCUUUGUUUACACAUCAGAGAAAGAAAACUAUAGUUUAUGGCAACUUGAGAAUUAUUUA